Messenger RNA from Aspergillus bombycis, 873 nucleotides. RefSeq names its product DUF1115 domain protein. Bases 1 to 873 code for a protein of 290 amino acids. The record is from RefSeq and is a predicted model, not a curated record. The transcript has a single exon. NCBI's taxonomy places the organism in Eukaryota, Fungi, Ascomycota, Eurotiomycetes, Eurotiales, Aspergillaceae.
AUGACACACAGUCAGCCGCCACUUCUACCACCAGAUAUCAUGGAAUCACAAUUGUCCAUGAUUGACCUCCUUACAGCCAUGUUCCCGUCACCAGGCGAACUUGAGAUCCCAGCAUCCACAGCCCAAUGCGUCGAAAAGCUCCGGGACUGGUGCCAGGACCCAGCCAUUGAACCCUCUGGCAUACCCUCAAGCUUACUGCUCGCUGUCUGUCUACCCAUCGUAGAAGGAGAGAAAACAAUCCAAGUCAACAUCUCGAUUCCCCUGCACGGCGAGGGCCCAGAGAGUGACCAACCACCGCCAUUGAGUUAUACACUUCGACAACCGGACUGGAUGUCCAAAGCUGAGAUUGCGGGACUAGCCGCUGCAAUGCCCCAAGACGAUGUGCUGGAGGCAUUUGAAUACGUUCGCGAGGAAGCGCUGCGCUUCCUUGAAACAAGACAGACGUCUGCUUCUGAGGCUGUGGCGGGUGAUUCGGAACCCAUCGUGCGAGUUUGGUUCUACUUCCCGUCUCUGUCGACUCGAGAAAAGAGGGAUGAUAUGGUUAACAACGCACCGGCCUAUUCUCUGACUGGUUUUGUGUUGGCCGGUAAGCCAGGCGUGCUGUGUCUGGAGGGUGGGUCGGCGGAUAUCGAUGCGUAUAUGAGGUUCAUCAAGACACACUCGUGGGGUGAUAUCCCCAGUCACCAGAAAAAGGUCAGCGAGAGAUUCCGGGAGACGGAAGGCGUUCAGAGGGUGUUCUCGGGGAUGCAGGAAAUUACGGAUUCUCUCGGGGAACGGAGUGGACAGAGGGCCAAUAGAGGUGACAUGCAGGCGUUAGAGGCAUGGCUGCGGGAUAGAGGGUUGCAAGAAGCAUUUGAGAAGGUAAUAUUUUGA